This is a messenger RNA of Cherax quadricarinatus, 3282 nucleotides long. The record is from RefSeq and is a predicted model, not a curated record. Lineage: Eukaryota; Metazoa; Arthropoda; Malacostraca; Decapoda; Parastacidae.
UCCUGCAUCAUCUUCCACUGUUCCUGCAUCAUCUUCCACUGUUCCUGUAUCAUCUUCCACUGUUCCUGCAUCAUCUUCCACUGUUCCUGCAUCAUCUUCCACUGUUCCUGCAUCAUCUUCCACUGUUCCUGUAUCAUCUUCCACUGUUCCUGGAUCUGCCUCCACUUCCUCCCUCCAGGAACUACUCAGAGUGUUCACUAAGGUGGAGUGUUGGUGGGAGGCGCUAGCGUGGCCACAGGAGGAAACAAAGGGAGCAUUGUUGGUGCUGGUGUUGGAGAACUUGUCUUCCAUGGCAGUGGAGUGUUGCAGAGGACUUACAAGUCUACUCCACUCCAACACUGCCAUGACCACCCACUCAACACCGCCCACAACACGACCCACGCCCACGCCCACUUCUGAGACUGAUGUUCACUCGCCUCUUUUCAACCUAAAAUUGGUAAGGGUGGUGGCGAGUAUAAGUGAAGCACAGCGUCAGGUACUGGGUCUGGCUGGCAUCCUGGGGGUGGAAGAGACGGUGCAGCAGCUGCUGCAGGGUAAGAGAAUCACUGCUGCAGAACAAGUGAAGGUCACCGUGAUGACUCUCACUGCCAGUGUCAGCAGCAACAUUGAUACACUGCUCGACGGCACCAUAGAGUCAGCUGUUGAUAAGGUGAGGGAGAGGCUGAGAGAGGGUGUGGAGAGGGCGUGUGAAGAAGGGAGAGAAGGCUACCUGCUGGACCACAUGUUGACACCAACACUCACACUUAUCCAUCACCAUCUUCCUUCCCCUCUCCAGCAGCGUCUCCUGCAGCGCCUGUGGGAGGCUGUCUUAGCAGCCUUCAUGCUCACCGUCAGUGGGAAGGCACAGAGGACAACACCUGACUAUUUCGAGUGUGUGUACCAGAUGCUGCAGUCAACUUUCCGUGUGUUCACAACCCCAGGCUCACUACCACCCUCCUCAGCUACCACCCCAGGUUACAGGUCACUAGUGGAGGACCUGGAUGAAAGACGGGUGUCUUCACACCAGCUGAUCCUUCAGUACUACCAGGAACAUCUCACCCACCUCACCCACCACACCACGCCCACCACAGCCCACCUCCUUCUCAGAACAUUUUACAGUCAACCUGGAAGUCUGAGGGUGAGGGUGCUGGAGGUUCGGGAUAUCUGCUGGAGUGAGGCCACAGGUUCUUCGUGUCAGAGGUCAGGUCAGCAGGCCAGGUACUGUGUGGAGGUGCAGCUGGUUCCUCGUCACAUGUUCCCCAGCGCCUCUGUCUGCACCACCUCCAAGCAGCGACCUCCGGCCUCCUUCUACGACACCUUCCAGUUUCCCACAGGUGUAAUUGGAGGGGGAAGCCCCGGGUGGCUACAACUUACCCUUCAAGUGGUAAGGGUCAGUGGAGGCAGUACGUACUUAGGUGAGGGUCUCCUGCCCCUGUCCACCCUCCCCUACCUCGGUUCACCUGAAGUCCACAACACCUGCCUGAGGAUGACAGCCCCUCUCGUCCGACCAGGUGAAUCAGGAUACAAGUGUGUGUCUGUGUUGAGGUCGAGGCUACAGGAUCCCUUGGCUGUGUCAUUCACCAAAUGUUUAAGAAGUUACCAUCCGGAGACCGCAAGGAAUGACAGGAUCUGACACCACGAGUGACAGUGUCUGACACUACGAGUGAGUGUCUGACACUACGAGUGACAAUGUCUGACACCACGAGUGACAGUGUCUGACACCACGAGUGACAGUGUCUGACACCACGAGUAACAGUGUCUGACACCACGAGUGACAGUGUCUGACACCACGAGUGACAGUGUCUGACACCACGAGUAACAGUGUCUGACACCACGAGUAACAGUGUCUGACACCAAGAGUGACAGUGUCUGACACCACGAGUGACAGUGUCUGACACCACGAGUGACAGUGUCUCACACCACGAAUGACAGUGUCUGACAGCACGAGUAAUAGUGUCUGACACCACGAGUAAUAGUGUCUGACACCACGAGUAAUAGUGUCUGAUACCACGAGUGACAGUGUCUGACACCACGAGUGACAGUGUCUCACACCACGAAUGACAGUGUCUCACACCACGAGUGACAGUGUCUCACACCACGAAUGAUAGUGUCUGACACCACGAGUAAUAGUGUCUGACACCACGAGUAAUAGUGUCUGACACCACGAGUGACAGUGUCUGACACCACGAAUGACAGUGUCUGACACCACGACUAACAGUGUCUGACACCACGAGUGACAGUGUCUCACACCACGAAUGACAGUGUCUCACACCACGAGUGACAGUGUCUCACACCACGAAUGACAGUGUCUGACACCACGAGUAAUAGUGUCUGAAACCACGAGUGACAGUGUCUCACUCCACGAGUGACAGUGUCUGACAUACGAGUGACAAUGUCUGACACCACGAGUGACAGUGUCUGACACCACGAGUGACAGUGUCUCACACCACGAGUAACAGUGUCUCACACCACGAGUAACAGUGUCUGACACCACGAGUAAACGUGUCUGACACCACGAGUAACCGUGUCUGACACCACGAGUGACAGUGUCUGACACCACGAGUAACAGUGUCUGACACCACGAGUGACAGUGUCUGACACCACGAGUGACAGUGUCUGACACCACGAGUGACAGUGUCUGACACCACGAGUGACAGUGUCUCACACCACGAGUAACAGUGUCUGACACCACGAGUAACAGUGUCUGACACCACGAGUAACUGUGUCUGACACCACGAGUAACAGUGUCUGACACCACAAGUAACAGUGUCUGACACCACGAGUAACAGUGUCUGACACCACGAGUAACAGUGUCUGACACCACGAGUGACAGUGUCUGACACCACGAGUGACAGUGUCUGACACCACGAGUAACAGUGUCUGACACCACGAGUAACAGUGUCUGACACCACGAGUGACAGUGUCUGACACCACGAGUGACAGUGUCUGACACCACGAGCGACAGUGUCUGACACCACGAGUAACAGUGUCUGACACCACGAGUGACAUUGUCUGACACCACGAGUGACAGUGUCUGACACCACGAGUGACAGUGUCUGACACCACGAGCAACAGUGUCUGACACCACGAGUGACAGUGUCUGACACCACGAGUGACAGUGUCUGACACCACGAGUGACAGUGUCUGACACCACGACUAACAGUGUCUGACACCACGACUAACAGUGUCUGACACCACGACUAACAGUGUCUGACACCACAAUCGGAUACCUAACCACAAUUAAAAACGUUAUCGUUGUGUAAUAGUUGUAAUCUAUCUAUCUAUCUAUUUAUCUAUCUAUCU